AUGCGUGGUAGUGCUCCCGAACCAAUUGCAUUCACGAUCAGGAUGGGUCUGGGUAGUUGGCUAUUUGGCAAGGGCCAGCAGUACCGCGGUGUGUUCCUGGGGCUAGACUGCAGCGGGAAAACGACUCUGCUGUACCAGUUGAAGCUGGGAAAGGCAGUCAGGACGAUACCCACUAUAGGAUUCAAUAUCGAGACAAUUGUGCACCACAGCGGUUCUAAAUUUGAGCUGUUAGAAGUCGGUGUUAUGCUGAAUCCUUCAUCCUCUGUCUCAGGAUGCGACCAGAUGCGACCGCUGGUCAAACAUUACAUCACCCCGGAAUCCUUCAUAGUCUACAUCUUUGACCUCUCUGAUAAAGAGCGCAUGGAUGAAGCACUAGCUGAUUUCACAUCCGCACUGGAGAUGAUCAAACUGAUAGGGUCUCAAUAUGUUUGGGUUGUAUUCAACAAGCAAGACAUUUCCCAAUCGAGCAAUAAUGCGAACGACCAGGAGAGAGUCACUGCCAAACUGCAACAUGCAGCGAUCCCAUACAGGGAACACAUUUGCCUCACAGUCUUGAAUCUUCCCGGCUUCAGCGCGGAGCACGGCACGCAGACCAACGCGAUGUUGGACGAGAUACAAACAACGUUAUCUAGUUCACUCAACACAGCUCCGUCAGUAUCCAACGGCUCAUCCGAAAGUAACCCACCCCCGUCGCAAGGAAUUUCCAACGAGGAGCUGCUCGAUCGGAUCCAGAAGGCAAAUUCGCUCUCACUAGAUGCCGGUACUUUUUGGGAUGCAUUCCUGACCGGCCAACUUGAAGCAUGGGAUCACUAUUCACAUCUAAGAGCUGGGUAUCUAGUCAUUCUCAAGCAGUAUCCUUCAGCAAAUGGCGUGUUUCAUAGCUCGGACGCUUUCAUUACACACCUAGAACGGCUCAGAGCGACGAAUCCGCAGAGAUUCAAGAACACCACUCACAGAACAAUGACAGUUUUUUGGGUUCUCCAAAUCUUCAGAGCCGCAAGUAAAUAUCACCUCGACAAAGGCUUACCUGGUCCCCCAACACCGGAGCAGUUCGGUGCUGUACUCUCCAACGAACCAACCUUGAUGGAUUCCAGUAUUUGGAAACGGUAUUAUUCCAAGGAUCUCAUGUUCUCCCCAGAAGCAAAGGAGUCCUGGCUUCCGCCGGAUCUUCGGCCGUUCCCACCGACGAUUGGAGCCAUGGACUCAAGCGCUGCUACCAAUGAGUCUUCAAGCAACGACGAACACCUGCUCGAGUUCGGAUUCACUGUUGCUCAGAGCGCGGCUAGAUCAGGUGUCCGCCGUGGAAAAGUCGUCAAGCAGGCUCUGGAAACGCUCGAGGUGUCCACUAUACGUCGCAGGGCAGUGAGCCAGACUGUAUCCCCCUACUCUGAGACACAAGCAUAUUUCUGGAUCCAGCUUGCCACUGCUGCCUUGGGCUCUCUUGCAGGAACUGGACGGGGCACCGAAGGGGAGGCCUCCCACCCCGUCUCGGCGAUGACGUUUGCAGAGUUCAAAGAAAGGUCGGGGCUCUCCGGGUCGGCGUGGAAGGAGUAUUACUCAGCGCCCUUGUGGGAGAGCAUAAAAGCUCGCACUAUCUUCACCAACUCGGACUUGAAGCCCUUACCAAACGUAAUAAGGAGAUAG
Molecule: messenger RNA, 1644 nt
Organism: Thyridium curvatum
Lineage: Eukaryota; Fungi; Ascomycota; Sordariomycetes; Thyridiales; Thyridiaceae
Exons: 5
Coding region: 1-1644 (547 amino acids)
Biological process (GO): intracellular protein transport; vesicle-mediated transport
Cellular component (GO): cytoplasm
Molecular function (GO): GTPase activity; GTP binding
Source: RefSeq, a predicted model, not a curated record